Molecule: messenger RNA, 1422 nt
Organism: Fonsecaea monophora
Lineage: Eukaryota; Fungi; Ascomycota; Eurotiomycetes; Chaetothyriales; Herpotrichiellaceae
Exons: 3
Coding region: 1-1422 (473 amino acids)
Biological process (GO): regulation of transcription by RNA polymerase II
Cellular component (GO): transcription regulator complex; PcG protein complex
Molecular function (GO): DNA-binding transcription factor activity, RNA polymerase II-specific; RNA polymerase II cis-regulatory region sequence-specific DNA binding
Source: RefSeq, a predicted model, not a curated record
AUGCAGUCAUUACACCUCGGGCUCAAUUUCCAGCGCCUCACAAAUCCUCGGGGUCUGGGUGUCUAUCAGCGGGUUCUGGCACCAUCGCCACCUCUUCCAGUCAAGGGAGGGAUGGACGUUUCGACGCUCCUCAAUUCGAGGAAGCGUUCUGAGGGCGGCGACGAGCUGGCCCGGUUUCGGCAAUCACUUCACCUGGACGGUGCAGCGUACAGCAUGGACCAAGGCUCGGAUAUGGCUCACCACCAGCCAUCCCUCCCACAGUCUCAUGUGACGCCGUACAGUCUUAUGGCGCCGCCUCAGAAUAGCCCUCAGAUGUACGCAGCGAGCGGUUACAUGCCAAGGCACGACAGCCAGAGCACCAUCUCGGACGAAAACUUGCCCCCUACCCAAAUCAAGAGCGAGCCAGCUCCCAAACUGUUUCCUUGCGGGACCUGCUCGAAACGGUUUGCACGACGCAGUGAUCUUGCCAGACACGAACGGAUUCAUAGCGGUGACAGACCUCACGCUUGCAAACACCCAGGCUGCAACAAGUCAUUCAUACAGCGAUCUGCUUUGACUGUGCACUCACCCUCAGAGACUAAUUCGGCACGUAAGCCCUUCUCAGACUCCAGCUCCCUCGCACGGCACCGGCGUAUGCACGCGGGAGCCCGUCCAUACCAGUGUGCAUUUGCCAAUUGCCAGAAGACCUUCACAAGACGUACCACCCUGACGAAGCACCAAUCCCAACAUACGGGCACACUAGAGCAAGCUGCCGCGGAGGUGAAUGCGAAGUUAGCACUGUCGCAUCCUCGGAGCCAGUCCAUUUACGAGUCGACUUCAGGGGGCUCCUCGAGGAAUUCCACAGCAUCGCCCGCAAAUAGAAUCUUGUCGAUUUCACCGCAUUCAGAGCUUCCGCCUAUGACCAGUGGCAUGCAACGUCAAGGUUCAGACUAUGGAUUCUUGCCCCAAACUCAUUCCCUACCCCCUCAUAUGCGGACCGACUUUGGGCCAAACUUGCCCCGCUCGACACCACCUUUAACGAGCCACUCCCUCCAGCAAUAUACGAGUGCGCCGCAACAGCGACCUGUCACAUCUCAUCCGCCAGCGUAUGGACCACCUCAACCUCUGGAGCCUCCCGCCAACGGCACCAGCAGUGGCAGUACGUCUCCUCACUUGGGAGCCCUGGCAUGGGGGUCGCCUGGUAGCGGAUCAUUGCCAACACCAGCCUCAUUGGAGACUUACGGUUACCCAGAACCAGCCUAUGGUGGGCAUUCGCUCUACUAUCCUGGAAGUGCGAUUCGAAGACCUCAGAGCACGGAGCCCGAAGAUUAUGGUCUUCGACCUCGUCAGCCUCAUAUGGCUACCCACAUAUCGCUUCCGACUGAUUGGACUUCAAUGCCACUGGCUGUCCAGGACAAUCGACAGGAACGAUACGUCAUGUAG